UGCAAAGUCGUCAGUCAGAUGCCCAUGAUCGCACACUGCAUGCAGCCGUCAAAAUCAAGAACUUAAACUUGUGCGUCUCCCCAUCUUGGCUUUUGGGUCACAUAACAUUCAAUCAGCGGCAUCUUCGGUUUCUUUCACUGUAAGUAAAAUGGCGUCUCUCUUGUCGAAAGCAAACUUAGCAAGGGGAAGAGAUGAAGUGUAUGUUGCGGCAAUGCCUUUGAGAGCCACCAAAGGACCAGCCCAGUUGGUUAUGUCCUCAGCUUACUCUCUCAAUUUCUGGGAUUUCCAGCACUUCAUGGUCAUCCUCAAAACCUCCUCCCCAAUUUCUCCUCCUCAGGUCCUGGUUUUUGAUUUUCAACCUAAUGACCCUGAAGAUAUAUAUGUGGCACUUGCAGUUCUAUCGGGUAAAACAGUACCAGGAACUGUUCUCGUAAGGAAGAUGAAAACGAUGCCAAGAAGAAAAUGUUGGCUGGUUGGAUAUUCAAAAGCAGAUGGUGUGGGCAUUGCUAAUGAAUUCAACAAGAAUUGGGAUACAAAUUUGAGAGUUGGUCUGCAUGACUGUCGUGAUUAUACCAACGGCCUGGUCAAGCAACUCACUGGCGAAAAGGACGUUCUGAGACGCUUGAGAAGCACUGGCAGUUAGAGGCAAUUUUACUGGAAACAGAGAAAAGUGCUUGAUCAUAAGUAAAUUUCUCUUUUCAUUUUCGUCUAUGUUCAGAUUUUGACCUACUUCUUGCAUUUGCAUCAGUUGGAUGGGAACUGCUUAUCUCUUUCUGCAUUAUUCUCUUCCUGUAUAAUAAACUAUUUGGAAGUAAACGGCCAUCUGAGAAGGAAGACAAUAGAAGGAUCUGGAGGGUUCUUGGUAGCCUGUGAAGAAUAUGCAGAGGACUAAAACCACAGUUUCUGCAUUAUUUUUUGUGUGUGAAAUAUAAACCAUGUAAAUAUAGCUGUGUCUGUACGUACAAUAUCAAAGAAUUAGAAAAAGGCAAUAUGUGUGUGUGUGUAUUCAUAUAUACUGAAAAAGAUGUUUCAUUUUGCGGUAAUCAGUAAUUCUAGGCACCCUUACUCUUUUCGUUAAAAUUUAUGGAUAAUCUAAUUGGUGAUUGUUAAA
Molecule: messenger RNA, 1111 nt
Organism: Neltuma alba
Lineage: Eukaryota; Viridiplantae; Streptophyta; Magnoliopsida; Fabales; Fabaceae
Exons: 4
Coding region: 149-643 (164 amino acids)
Source: RefSeq, a predicted model, not a curated record